CCAAUGAGUAUGGUUCGGAUUCCUUUCGUGAUCGGCGAGAAGGAUAUACUAAUAAAGCAGUUGUCUUGAGGUGUGUAAGAAAAGAUCAAUCCUCAGUAUCAGUUAAAUUGUAUUACCUUCGUAAUGGAAGUGCAAGGCUUGGUUUCUGGGAAGGAAUACUUACUUCCAGUCGGCAUUGUUUUAAAGGCCCUUGUUGACACUAAUGAUCAUGAGAUUUAUGACAAUUUAACAUGCUGCUAUGGAGAAAAAUAUGAGAAGGAAAAGGGAGCUGUUGGCUCACAGCUGGUGGGUGAACGGGCAAAAAUUAUUCUUGAUGAAGUCCGGGACUUGUCUCUUUUCACUCGUUUUCAAUGUCUACAACAUAUUGGGGAGCACUUCCAACCUGUUAUGGAUGGACUCAGAAAAGAAAGUUAUUAUGUUGUUGCUGAAACUGUUCUGAGGGAUUACAUCUUUGUUCAUCUUGAUGACAAUUACGACAAGUUCAAUCUACUCAUCUUUAUGUUGCAGAAACUUUUCUCACUUAUUGAUCAGACUUCAGUGCCAGACAACCCAGACUCCUUGCAGAAUCAAGAAAUCUUACUUCCUGGUCACUUGAUUACCAUUUAUCUUAAGGAAAAAAUAGAAGAUUGGCUACAGAAGGCAAGGAAACUUCUUCAAGAUGAGUUGGAAAAGGGCAGCAAAACUUUUGAUUUCUUUAGCUUAGCAAAUAUAAAGAAAGUCAUUGAUAAAAAUACUUCGAGGAGCCUCAGUGCAGCAAUUGAGGCUAUGUUGAAAACGGAAAGAAUGGUUACCCACUCAGGACUAGAUUUACAGCAGAGAGCUGGUUACACAGUUCAGGCAGAGAGGCUUAACUUUUUACGUUUCAUUUCAUUCUUUCGUGCUGUGCAUCGAGGGGCUUCAUUUGCUGGGCUUCGUACAACCAGUGUACGGAAGUUGCUACCUGAAUCUUGGGGUUUCCUUUGUCCUGUGCACACGCCUGAUGGGGAGCCAUGUGGAUUGCUGAACCAUAUGACUUCUACUUGUCGAGUUACAUCAUAUUAUGAUUCACAAGGAAAUGUCAGAGAUUUUUCAAAAAUAAGAUCAUCUAUUCUCAGUGUUCUAAUUGGGGUUGGGAUGAUGCCCUCAUUGCCUAAGCUUGUUAAAGCUGGUCCUCCUGCAGCUCUAUCUAUUCUUUUAGAUGGUCGUGUUGUUGGAGCUAUACCUUCAAGUGAAGUUGAGAAAGUUGUUGCUCAUUUAAGGAAACUGAAAGUGUCUGCUGCUUCAGUGAUUCCUGAUGAUCUGGAAGUGGGUUAUGUUCCUUUGAGCAUGGGUGGAGCAUAUCCUGGUUUAUACCUGUUUACAUCUCCUCCUAGAUUUGUUCGGCCAGUUAGAAAUAUAUCUCUCCUUCCUGAGGAAAGUCAAAACAUUGAACUCAUUGGGCCAUUUGAACAGGUCUUUAUGGAGAUAAGUUGUCCUGAUGGUGGAAAUGGAGGAAGAAGUAAUGAUUUUUCUGCAACUCAUGAAGAAAUUCAUCCUACUGGGAUGCUCAGUGAAGUUGCUAAUCUCACACCUUAUUCGGAUCAUAAUCAGAGUCCACGUAACAUGUAUCAGUGUCAGAUGGCAAAGCAAACAAUGGGUUUCUCAUUACAAGCUAUUAAGCACCGUGCAGAUCAGAAAUUGUACCAUCUUCAGACUCCUCAAACUCCCAUUGUGCGCACAAGUACUUAUACAAAGUACAGCAUAGACGAAUAUCCAACUGGGACAAAUGCAAUAGUUGCAGUGCUGGCGUACACUGGGUAUGAUAUGGUGGAUGCCAUGAUCUUAAACAAGUCAUCUGUGGAUCGUGGAAUGUGCCAUGGACAAAUAUACCAGACGGAAACUAUUGACUUAGCUGAUGAUGGCAGCAGGUCAGAUCGAAGCCAAAGAGCCUUUAGAAGGAAUAGAGAUAAUAGAUCUAUGCACUCUGUGAUUGAUUCAGAUGGACUUCCAUAUGUUGGUCAGUUGAUACAUCCGGGUGAACCAUACUGUAGCAUUUAUGAUAAGACAACAAACUCGUGGAGAUCUAACAGCCGAAAAGGUUCAGAACGUGUCUUUGUUGACUAUGUCGCUGUUGAUAUGAAAAACAGCAAGAACCUUCUUCAAAAGGCUAAUAUACGGUUCCGACAUACUAGAAAUCCUAUUAUUGGUGAUAAAUUUAGCAGUAGACAUGGGCAGAAAGGUGUUUGCUCCCAAUUGUGGCCAGAUAUUGAUAUGCCAUUUUCUGGAGUCACAGGAAUGCGUCCAGAUUUGAUUAUCAAUCCACAUGCGUUUCCUUCUAGAAUGACAAUUGCUAUGCUUUUGGAGUCUGUAGCUGCUAAGGGAGGUGCCUUACACGGAAAAUUUAUGGAUGCUGGAUCGGAAUCUAAAUCACUUGUCGAUGAGUUUGGUGAAAUGUUGAAGACUUGUGGCUUUAAUUAUCGGUUAUACAGUGGGGUUUAUGGAACCGAACUGACAUGUGAAAUUUUUAUUGGACCACCAGUCUAUUAUCAGCGGCUUCGGCAGGUUUCAGACAAAUUUCAGGUUCGUUCCACUGGAACAAUCGACCAAAUCACCCGGCAGCCAAUCAAAGGAAGAAAGCAUGGUGGAGGUAUCCGUUUUGGAGAAAUGGAACGAGAUUCCAUGCUUGCUCAUGGGGCAGCAUAUUUGUUGCAUGAUAGGCUUCAUACAUGUUCUGAUUAUCAUGUUGCCGAUGUGUGCUCCAUUUGUGGAAGUAUGCUUACAACUUCAUUUAUUCAGCCCCAGAGGCGGGCAGUACGAGAGAUCGGUGGGCUACCCCCUGCGAGAGCUCCCAAGAAGGUAACUUGUCAUGCUUGCCAAACAAGUAAAGGAAUGGAAACCGUUGCCAUGCCUUACGUUUUCAGGUACCUGGCUGCCAUGAACAUAAAAAUGACCCUUCAGCAAAGUAACGGAGCAGAUGUCUAAUAUCGGUGAGUGUAUAGUGUGUACCAUGUCAAAACUCUACACCUUGCUCGGAGAAUUUCAUUCAUUAGCUUUGGUUCAUUCCAGAAAACAUAAUUCCAAGGGGAGCGAUGUCAAUCACAUGCUAUCGCUAUUAUCUGUGGCAGCUUAUGAGAUGCUGUAAUUUAUGCCGUGAUUUUUGUUGUAUGAUUAAUUUUA
Molecule: messenger RNA, 3135 nt
Organism: Pistacia vera
Lineage: Eukaryota; Viridiplantae; Streptophyta; Magnoliopsida; Sapindales; Anacardiaceae
Product: DNA-directed RNA polymerase I subunit 2-like
Biological process (GO): DNA-templated transcription
Cellular component (GO): RNA polymerase I complex; nucleus
Molecular function (GO): ribonucleoside binding; DNA-directed RNA polymerase activity; DNA binding
Source: RefSeq, a predicted model, not a curated record